CCGGUGGUUACAAAAUUGCACGUGAAACAUUUCAAAUCCCAACGGUAGUUCAUUCGUUCAUAUUACGCUUUCAAUUGUGGAGUAUAUCAAAAUGCGCACCGAAACACACCUGCCUCCAUUGGAUGAUGAAAAAUCGAUUCUGCGGGUGAACAGUCCAAAAAGUCGCCGCGACAAUGGCCGAUCGCCGACAAAUGACGACUCGUCGUACGAAUCGUCAACUGAGUCGACCGACGAACCAAAUCAGCCAAUGAACUUUCAGCAUUCAAACGACUACAGUCACGACGAUUACUUCGAUUCACUUCAUAAGAACUUAAUACCAAAAAUGGGUCAGCCAAAAUUAUUGACAAAAGAUGAAACGAGUCGAUUCAGAAUGAGCGCGAGGCAAACUCUUUUCACAGAUAUGUUGCUCAAUGGAUUCAAUAAGUCUUACAUGGAGAUUUACAACUUAGAAAGACAAUUUCAGGAGGAAAAUAAAGCGCAAGGAGUCAACACUGCUGUCAUGCUUCCGGACCAAGAGUUAAAACUAUUGUGCGAUAAUCUGCAAGCUGUAGAAACGUACGAACGAUCCAAGUCUUCAAGUCACUCAUACACGACGUUGAAAAACCUAGCCGAAAAGUUUGAAUCAGCGCCUUUCGUUAAUCAAUAUUUGAUGAAACGGUGCUUCCAAGUAGCUGUUCAAGUUGGCGACUCGGAUCAAAACCGAAUUUUGGCCGAUGCUCACAAACUGGUUGGAAUGAACUUCUUUCGACUGGAGAAAUACGACCAAGCAUACGAUCACCUGAACCGCUACAUGGAAAUCGUGGACCAAUCAGAUUGGAAGAAUGUGCCGGGCCAAUUCAACUUCUACAUCGAUGCGUGCAAUGCACUUCGGCUGUUUUACGUUCGGCUGGGUGAAUUGACUUCGAAUCCAGAGGAGGCACUGGAACAUUUCCAGAUGGCACACUCGUAUGCAGCGCUUUGCGACAACAAGCAGCAAAUUAAACAAGUCAGCCAUAAACUAG
Symsagittifera roscoffensis is the source of this 1001-nucleotide messenger RNA. Its product is annotated as tetratricopeptide repeat protein 29-like. Gene Ontology annotation, cellular component: cilium. NCBI's taxonomy places the organism in Eukaryota, Metazoa, Xenacoelomorpha, Acoela, Convolutidae. Gene Ontology annotation, molecular function: protein binding. Gene Ontology annotation, biological process: cilium movement. The record is from RefSeq and is a predicted model, not a curated record.